Molecule: messenger RNA, 2776 nt
Organism: Castor canadensis (American beaver)
Lineage: Eukaryota; Metazoa; Chordata; Mammalia; Rodentia; Castoridae
Gene: Znf311
Product: zinc finger protein 311
Biological process (GO): regulation of transcription by RNA polymerase II
Molecular function (GO): DNA-binding transcription factor activity, RNA polymerase II-specific; RNA polymerase II cis-regulatory region sequence-specific DNA binding
Source: RefSeq, a predicted model, not a curated record
CUAAUGCGGGCACUGUUUUGAGAAGUACAAAAGUGAACAAGACAGACAAAAGUGCCCGCUCUCAUGGAGCUCAGGAGCCUUCAUUUUAGCAAGAGUAGUAGGACAAUAAACAUUAGACAUGAUAUAUAAGUAACUUGUGCACCAUGUUGGAAAGUGAUAAAGCACUUUAGAGAAGAAGAAUAAUUAAUGUAAAACAAGAUGCCUCAGGUCAUUGGUGAUUCUUUAUUUUCCCUUACGGUCACAUUCUUCUCUUUACCAAUUAUGUGGGAAAACAAGAUGUGAAGUCACCCCUGACUUAAUGUUUCUGAUGAGCCCCAACCCCAAGGCAAUGUUUGACACAUCAAACCAAACAGCAGCUUCCCCGUGGGCCAGCAAGGGCCCUUUGCCUGGGAACACCAAACUGGUGUCCCCAGAAAGAGGCUAACAUCUACAGGAGCAACUUCAUAACUUGUUUAGUAGCUGGAGCUAACCAGCAGAGAGAGUGGAAGACUAAAAGAAACCCGGGUGAAAAUAUGCAGCAGGUUGUGCUGUCAAGUGAGAAUCCAAGACCACCAGGCCAGCUACUUUGGAUUCCUACGGAUACCCAGCUACUUCAAGAAAAAGCUUUACCAACUCAAUACCCUACGUUACCUAAAGAUGGAAGCCAAGGAAACCUCCCAGGAGUAGACAUCAUAUUUAACCAGGCCCAAGACAACAGGAACAUACUGUUUCAGGAGUCAGUGACAUUUGAGGAUGUAGCUAUAAACUUCACUACUAAGGAGUGGCAGAGUCUGACCUACUCUCAGAAGAUUCUCUACAAAGAUGUAAUGUUGGAAAAUUAUGGGAACAUGGUAUCCCUUGGACUUCCAUUUCAUAAACCUCCUUUGAUCUCUCAUCUGGAGCAAGGAACAGAACCCUGUGUUCAGGAUCCAAAUGAUGAGGAGUCCCUGAGCUGCACCUAUCCAGUGUCAAUUGGCAAGACAUGGCCUGAGAAUAAGACAGCAAGUUUAGAACAAGAGGUUUUUGAGAACAGAGAAGUCUGCUGGGUAAAAUGUGACAGUCUUCUAAAAGUUGUUUCCCAGGAUCCUGAGAUUCCAGAAUUUUGUGUACAAGAUGUCAAAGUAGAGAACCAAUGGAUAACACCCAUAAGAGAGAAAUUGAAAGAAGAGAAAGAAGACUCUGAGGAAUUGACCUUCAAGAAAGGAAAGAACCAGAAGGCACUGGGAAAAAACUUCAAUCCGAACUCAAAAUGUAUUCCAUAUAAUAGAGUUCUUACAGAACAUAAACUCCAUGAAUGUACCAAAUGUGGCAGAAACUUCAGCUGGCAUUCAGACCUAAUUCUCCAUGAGCAAAUUCAUUCUGAUAAGAAAUCCCAUGUGUGUAAUGAGUGUGGAAAAGCAUUCAAGACCAGAAAUCAACUUUUUAUGCACCAGAUAAUCCACACAGGGGAGAAACCCUUUAAGUGUACCCAGUGUGGGAAGGCUUUCAACAGUAGGUCAUCGCUUUGCCGGCAUAUGAAAACCCACAGUGUGGAGAAGCCUCACAAGUGCCAGAACUGUGGGAAGGCCUUCAAGACCAGGAACUGUCUCAAUGUACAUCAGAUGAUCCACACAGGGGAGAAGCCUUACAAAUGUAAUGACUGUGGGAAAGCCUUUCAGUGUAAGCAUUCCCUUACCACCCAUGGCAGAAUCCACACUGGAGAGAAACCAUAUGAAUGUGAGGAGUGUGGGAAGGCUUUCGGUGGGAGAUCAGAUCUCACCAAACACACAAGAAUCCACACCAGGGAACAACCUUAUAAGUGCAAAGAGUGUGGGAGGGCCUUCCGUGGGAGCUCAGACCUAAGCAAACACAAAAGAAUUCACACUCGGGAGAAACACUUUUGGUGCCCCCAGUGUGGAAAAGCCUUCAGUAUCAAGGCAGAGCUCAGCAAACAUGAAAGAGUCCACAGUGAAGAGAAACCUUACACGUGUGAGGAGUGUGGGAAAGCCUUUCGUCAUAACUGUAAGCGCAGAGCUCAUGAACGAGGACACACUGGGGAGAAGCCUUACCCAUGUGGGGACUGUGGGAAAACUUUCCAGGAUCGACACUGCCUUGCUAUCCAUCAAAGAAUCCACACUGGAGAGAAACCUUACAAAUGCUUAGAGUGUGGCAAAGCUUUCAGUGGGAAGUCUAACUUGACCAAUCAUCAAAGAAUCCACACUGGAGAGAAACCUUACAAAUGUGAGGGGUGUGGAAAAGCUUUUCAUCAUAGUUCAGUGCUGAGGCAGCACAAAAGAAUCCACACAGGUGAGAAGCCAUACACCUGCAGUGAGUGUGGCUUGUCAUUCCGCCAGCGCUCAGCUCUGAUUGGACAUAAGCGAGUUCAUACUGGAGAGAAACCUUAUGCAUGUGAGGAGUGUGGGAAAGCUUUCAGAGUGAGUUCAAAUCUUACUGGCCAUAAGAGAAGAAAACAUGGAGUCUGGAGAUGCCAUGGGCUUCAUGGGAGUGGUAAAUCCCCUUCUCCAGUGACCAUUUCCCAGCCCUUCUCAGCAUCAGUGUCUUGACUACCAAUGCCUGAGUGUAGUGAUUUGGGUUUUUAUACUUUCCAUUUUUCCUUCUACCUCUUAGACUAAUCCUCCUUGUUCUAUAUUGGGGUAGGUUUACUUUGCCUCCUCUUUCUAUACAGUGUAAGAAUACAGCCUAUGGUAAGCACCAGGAGACCACAUUUUUUUCAAUUGCUGAGCAUUGAAACUUAAACCUGAAUAGUUCUUCAUAUUGAAUCGGAAUUGUUGAGAUUCAGGGUGAAAGGGAGUUGGGG